Messenger RNA from Gadus chalcogrammus (walleye pollock), 1780 nucleotides. RefSeq names its product ST3 beta-galactoside alpha-2,3-sialyltransferase 7 (gene st3gal7). The transcript has 8 exons. The record is from RefSeq and is a predicted model, not a curated record. Gene Ontology annotation, molecular function: lactosylceramide alpha-2,3-sialyltransferase activity. NCBI's taxonomy places the organism in Eukaryota, Metazoa, Chordata, Actinopteri, Gadiformes, Gadidae. The coding region runs from base 88 to 1389 and encodes 433 amino acids.
CUUUUUUUCUCUCUGCUCAUGUCAACCAUGGAGCAUUGACAUAACAGAAAGACCGUUCAAGCUCAGCUUUGCUUUAAGAAUCUGGAGAUGUCACGCUGUGAAACGGUAAUCCAUGUUCUCCCUUCCCUUUGCGCGGGCGGGGGAGGAGGGGGAGGUGCAGAAGCUGCUGUAGCCAUGGUGACGCUGAGUUACCUGAUGGAAGACGAGAGCCGAGACGACAGCUCACCUCUGCUGCUCGAGGCCCCAGCCAGAGAUACCCGGGGGGGUCACACCUGGACACGUUCGUCCUCAGCAGGUGACCCUGGGAACAUGCGGUGGUUCAGGUGGUUAGCGAGGAAUAACCUCCGCCUGAGUCUGGUGGUGCUGCUGGGGUGCUACGCGGCUAUUCUGAUCCCUGCCUACUCCCACGCAGACAGGCUGGCCCCUAUAGACGACGGCCAACCAGCGCCUCCAGAUCUGGCUCUCCUCAACCUCUCAGCUGACCUUCUGUCGGGGCCCUGCCUCCCACAAUGGGGUCGGGAUCGCCUGGGGACCUUGUCCUGCUCUGGGGGCCUCCUGGGGCUGGCCCCUGUGUUCGUGGAGGGGCCGCAGGAGGAGGUCGAGGGGGGGGGGGAGAGACGGGCACCCUGGGAGCUCCCCCCCCCGCUGGGUCUCCGGGGCAGCGAGCGGCAGGCGGCCCGGGCUCUGGCCUCGCUGCCCCGGCCCGGCCCCCCCCCCUGGCUGCAGGGGGGGGGGUGCAGGCGCUGCGUGGUGGUGGGCAGCGGGGGGGUGCUCCACGGCAGCCAUCUUGGCUCCUCUAUCGAUCAGUAUGAUGUCAUCAUCAGGCUGAACGCGGCUCCGGUGGGGGGCUUCCAGAGAGACGCGGGGUCCAGGACCACCAUUCGCCUGGUGUACCCCGAGGCAGCGCCCGCCUCCCCUGAGGAGUACCGGACCACCAGCGUGGUGGCCCUGGUGGUCUUCAAGAGCCUGGACCUGGACUGGCUGACCUCGGUGAUCACCAAGAGACCUCUGAGCUUUUGGUCCAAGUUGUGGUUCUGGAGGAAGGUGGUCGAGGAGAUCCCCCUAACCGCAGAACACUUCCGGAUCCUGAACCCGGAGAUUAUUCACCAGACAGGACGGGCUCUGCACAGCUACGCGCCCAGCGGGGGAACGAGGGGGCCCACCCUGGGGGCCAGCGCCGUGGUGCUCGCCCUGCAGCUGUGUGACCAGGUCAGCCUGGCGGGGUUCGGCUACGACCUGAGGCACCCAGGGGCCCGGCUCCACUACUACGAGGCCCUACGCAUGGACGCCAUGAAGGGCCAGGUGGUGCACGACAUCGGCUCUGAGAAACUCUUUCUCAGGGAUCUGGUUUCGUCGGGGGCUGUGACUGACCUUACAGGAGCGCUAUGAGCCCGUGGCGAGGAGAGAGCGAAGCGAGGGAGACACACACGAGUCGACACAAUGACAACGUCAGGACACUCGGCCACCGGGAGAGAACAACGUAUAAACACACCACGCUGACCUUUACCGCGCAGAGGGCUGCAGACAGCAUUGGAUUAGGAGACAGAGGGGAGGAGGGCGGAAUGUUGGUGUUUGUAGAUUUACUCUUGAAUUAUUAACCAGAUCACUGCACUUCUACCAGCUUCACAUUAUCUUCUUUAGAACAUUUAUGCAUUUUAGGUAUAAUUAAGGAUGGCAUUCUUUAUGAUAUCCUGGUUGGAUUUAGUAAGAUUUAACACAUAUAUGAUAAUUUUCUUUUACAUGAUUAUUAUAUAUUUUUAUAAAUACUAUCCAAAUAAUA